This is a messenger RNA of Acanthoscelides obtectus, 3668 nucleotides long. The record is from the annotation of a GenBank genome assembly. Lineage: Eukaryota; Metazoa; Arthropoda; Insecta; Coleoptera; Chrysomelidae.
CUUCACUUGUUUCAAAUUCCAAUCGAGCAAUCGAGAAACCGUUUUAAAAAGUGAUUUUGGUGAGAAAUCUUUUUUAAACUUCUCAAACAACUUAAUAAGGUGUGUAUUGAAUAGCCUGAGAUAUAGAAGACGUUGAGCUAAACGCAAAAUGGCUUCCCCCUCGAAGAGAUUGAGGAAAUCUCCACUCCGACCGUCUUUUCCGGCAACUCUUGAAUCAUCAACUCCUCAAAGUGGAGAAAGACGGUCCAUGAUUACUUCGCUACAGAUUUCUUGUAUUCAAGCGAGCUCUUCUGGAGAAUCUGUGUCUUCAAGAUCACUUUCCUUGAGGUCCUCCAACUCAUCUAAUGCCCUCUUUAGAGAUGAAUCAGAGUCCGAUAGCGUCAUUGACUCUAAGGCUUCUAGACAAGAUUAUGAAACGUAUUUUCAAGAUAUGCGACGGAUCAAAUAUUCCGGAAAAAUAUGGAACCUCCACAAACCACUUGUCGAAGGUUCUUUGUAUGGGGAAGUUCUAGCAAAUCCCGCCGGUGCAAAGGAACAUGUCAAAAAUCUGUACAGCCUGUACCAGCAGAACAGAAAAAAGGCGACUGUAAGACUGGCCCAAUUUACAGUAGACGUUGCUGGUUUCCAAAAAUUUGACUUAUCCAAAAUUGCGGGCUUAGAUUUUGGUAAAGAUGUAACCGAUCGGAUGAAAGCCAUCAAAGUUUUGCGGGAACAAGACUCAUUAAAGAAAACUGGAAGGUGCAUAUUACAAGAAAGGGGCAUUUUAGCUAAACACUUCCAAAUGGGAAUUUACCAUUUUAUUGACACGUUGGUUAUGAUGGGAUACGAAAACAGAGUUUUGUUCGAUAAAGUGCUGUUUCAAAAAUUUCUAACCUUAGUGAAGCACAUGGCGGAGAGUAAUUUAGCUCCUGUCAAAUAUACUGGAACUGCUUUUACUCUGAAAGUACUUACGGCUGGAGUGAAGUUAUAUGCGAGAGUUUGCGAAGAAAUUGAUGGCGUUACAGACUCCGAAUACGAUUUGGUUGAUGAUUUGAUGCAAGCUCAAAGCAAUGUGGAUGACCUCGUGUCUUUUAUGUAUCUAGUUUUUAUCCGUAGAUGUGGUAUAUCGGACAACAAAUUGAUGGUUCUAGCCAUAGAGUGUGUACAUGAAAUUAAAAUCUGGGUCAACUAUUUCCCGAAGCGGUUCAUAUCAGAUUUCGACAUCUUGAAGCACCUGAAAGCGUUAAGUCUUAACCCUUCGAUAGCUGUUAGACAUGAAGCAGUGGUGGUAUGUGAAUAUUUCGUCUCUACUCCCCAUAUAUGGAAGCACCUUCAACCGGUCAAAGAUGAUUUUUUCAGAUUUGUCUCUGAUAGAUUUUAUGACGUAGAUAUAAAAGUUACCGUUAAGGCGGUUGACGUGUUUAUUGCCCUAUUACAAUAUCCACUCUGUGGGACUAAAGAAGAUUGGAUGAGUGACAUGCUAAGUUUGGUUUUCGACAAACAUUUUCCGACUGCGAGUGCGGCAUGCAAGUUUUGGUCGGCGUUUUUCAAGAUUGAUUCCAACGAUCCGGAGCGGAUAUUGUUGGAACUAAUCAAACUUACUACGAUGCCGCAGAUAUACGCCAAAGAACUCGUCGUUGAAGGAUUUUUGCCUCAUUGCUCAGUACUUCGUAGUUGGGAACUGUACGUUGAUUUUCUGAUGGAUGACCACUCCGAUAUUGAUACGAAUGCUAUUGCGGCACUUUUCUCUGAGGUUUUACGUCAGAUUCUUACAGGAAAACCAACUAUGCCGAGAGUAAAAUCGAUAACUGAACCAGCCGAAGUAGGAUUUGUUGAACAUGCCAGGAUAUGCGAACUACUUCCUCACUUCAACAAGAUACUGCUAAAGUACAAACAGAAUCCCGCGAUUCUGAAAGAUAUUUUGAAAGUUAUUCCUGCACUCAAUCCUGUCCUCCUGUCUUCAAGUUAUGCUAAGGAUUGCAUAACAAUGUGGAAUAUCAUCCAAGAUCUGUAUACGUACCAUUCAGACGAAGCCUUGCUAGAAGCGCUGAUCGAUGCACUUUUCUUUUUCCACACCGCCGUCAAUUUCAGCGCUCGAGCUGUAAGGUUUACAGCUGAUUUCAAUCAGCUCUUCACUGAUAGAUUAGACAGUUAUUUUGAUAAUCCGACCGAAGAAGGAUUAAACGACGCUCCGUUGAAAGUCGCUGUUUUGUAUCCACGCACUGAUUUGAACGAAACAAUAAAAUGGCAAAAAUUAUUCGUACAGUUAACCAACAGUACAGAUGAGAUAACUGGACAUCUAGUACAGUGCUGCACCUGGUAUUUACUGUGGGAUCUGAAAAAAAUUACCAAAGUACCGUUGAAUAAUGUUGAACAGCUAACCUAUAUCCAUAAAAAGCGACUGGAUGGUUUGCUGAGAGAAAUACUUAGCGUAAUCCAGAAAUUGAAUGGAAACGACUUACACUAUAAGGUUUACAGCCAGCUGUGCGAAUUUCUUCUAAAAUAUGAAAUGGAACUGAAAGAAGCUAGAAAAUUUGCCAAGAUAUUAGACAUUUUGAAGAUAGAUUUGGAAUCGGAUCACGUCAAAGUAUUGCAACACUUUCUGGAUAAAUACGUUAUUUAUAAGAAAGAAGUUACUGUGGAAGAUAAGCAAAAGUAUUUUGUGGACUAUAUAAACUUGGGAAAGAUGGGCGUUAUGUCGGCAGAUAAUUUUGCAUUUGCUUAUAAGUACUAUUUGAAGUUCAACGAGGAAUUCGGAGCUAUAAUAGACAAGUCGAUAGAUAUGAACGCCCAAUCUCCAUCAAAAAUUAAUAUUUUAUUUAUUAUUUGUUACACAAUGAUAUAUGUGUAUGAGGCUAUUUUGAAAAAAUUUACUCUCGUACCAACUAAUGUAGAUGAAUUUCGUGAUCUAAGGAUGCUAGCAAAAAGGCUCCUGUGUCACAAGCUUUUCCGUAAGCCAGCUCCACAUUUUGUGAAUAUGUCAUUCAUUUCUAUAAGAUACGCUUUCCAAGAUGUUAGCCAUUUGGAAUUUUUGUAUAUAGCAAGAUAUUUCAUUGAUUUGUUGCAUGAUAAGGAAAGCAAAAUAACUGUCCAAGAAUUUUUCAACGAGUCAAAAACUGAGGAAGCAGCAAAAAAUGAUGCGGCUAUAUAUUUCUGGAACUAUUUAAAGUCAUUGAAUGUUCAAGAGAAUGUUAACGAGACCACAACUCUUUUGAAUUCUCUGACUAUUCAGGGAAAAGAAACGGCCAAAUCGAAGGAGAGAUCGAAAACAUCUGCAAAGACAAAACCGAAAGAAAAAGUCAAAGCAAAAGAAAAGGCAAAGCCGGAGGAAAAGGCGAAACCGAAAGGGAAGAACACUCCAAGUGAGGGUAAAACAACAGCUAGGAAAUUAGGUGCGGGUGCAAGUCCGAAAGCUGCAAGAAAGAAAAUACUAGCCAUUGCCAGGAAAAGUACUCCGAGCAGUGAUUCGACGCUCGCUGAGUAUAGUAUCCAUGACAGUACUAGCGAUGAUAUGGAACUACUAAGCGAUUGAUAGUUUAUAUAGAAUAUAUUUGUAAUACUAGUAAUAGUAAUGAAGUCGCUAAAAGUUCUGGUUAAUUGUCGGAAUAUAUUUGUAAUACAAGUAAUCAAGUUUCUAAAAGCUUUACUAGUGAGUUACUAUCUGUGAAAUAAAACAAGAAAAUGCUAAU